AUGUCAACAACAGUCGCAGUGCACGUGCCGGCGUGGAAGAAGAUUGGCUUGAAGCUCAAGAAGGCGGGCGAUGAGCCGGAGGUGACGGCGGUGAAGGACGCCGUGCCGGAGGUGAAGGCGCACGACGACGGCGACGACAGCGAGGACAAGAAGGAGCGCAAGCGGAAGAAGAAGGAGCGCAAGGAGAAGGAGAAGAGGGAGAAGGCCGAGUCGGCGUCGGGGGACAAACCAGCGGCAGCGGGGGACCAGGCGGAGGAGGGAGCAAAGGAAAAGAAGAAAAAGAAAGGCAAAAAAUCAAAGUCGUCAACCAGCAUCCCCGAGUCCACCACUCCCUCAACCACCACUCCCUCAACCCCCACCCCCGCCGCUCCCUCCACUCCCACCCCCACAACCACCACCACCACCACCGACCCCAAAUCUCUCCUCCUCCGGCACCCACGCGCGCCCCCCACAUCGCGCAAAUCCGUCACCUUCACCUCCGACACCAAAGCCACCGACGGCGACUCCAUCAAGACGCUCUACCAGAACCACGACCCCUUUGCGCACUACGACUCGUACCAGCAGCACCUCGCAAACUACCCUUCCUCCUCCUCCUCCGCCGCCAACGAGUUACCCGCGGGCUUCGACGACGCCGUCGAGCCAAAGAAGGGCGCAGAGAUACAGUACAAGUUCGGCUCUACGGGCAAGAGGAAGAAGUUUACGGAUGAUGACGAGGUGGAUGCUACUGCUUCUGCUGGGGGGUCCGGGUCCGGGGGCGGGGGUGUGAAGGAUGCCACUCCGGCGACCACCACCACCACCACCACCACCAAGCAAAAGAAAGAGUCUACCGGGAAAGCAAGCGACAAAAAAGACGACGCCCCCACACCCAAAAAGCGCAAACCCAACCCUCCCAAACCCUCCACCGCACCCACCGCCAACACCGCCCCCUACCUCCACUACCUCACCGCCCACCACCUGCACCGCGCAACCUGGAAGUUCGAAAAGUCCAAGCAAAACUGGAUCCUGCGGCACGCCUUCGACAGCGCGCAGAUCCCGGGCACGCACGACGCCGCGCUGCGCGGAUACAUUGCCAGCGUGCAGGGCGCGGCGGCGCGCGACCGGCUGCUCGAGGCGGCGAACGAGGUGGUCAAGCGCGGGAGCGACACGAUUAGUCGUGAUGGCGAGAAGGUGGAUGUGGUCAGUCAGCGGGAGGGCGUGGGGAGGGCGAGGCUUGUGUUGGCGGCGUUGGGGCAUGGGGAGGAUGAUGAUGAGGAGGAAGAGGGGGGGAGGAGAGUGCUGGUCCUUUGA
Messenger RNA from Morchella importuna, 1287 nucleotides. RefSeq lists its product as uncharacterized. The coding region runs from base 1 to 1287 and encodes 428 amino acids. The transcript is spliced from 2 exons. NCBI's taxonomy places the organism in Eukaryota, Fungi, Ascomycota, Pezizomycetes, Pezizales, Morchellaceae. The record is from RefSeq and is a predicted model, not a curated record.